AUGUUCUCAAAUCUAUCGAUUCCACCUCUGCCGGCAGUGUACCUUCUCGUGGGAUCCCUCCCAUUGCUGGUCAUUUCGGAGUCCGUAUCCCGAUCCCACACUGGCACGGCCCUGUUCAAGAUGCUCUCUUCGGUCGCUUUCCUCAGCGGGCCACUCUUUCUGACUUCGGGGGAGUGGUCUUCCACUCGCUCUCUGAUCACUGCCGGCCUUCUUUUCUCCCUAGCUGGUGACUUUUUCUUAAUUCCUUCGCGAAGCGAGUUCCACAAUGCGAAUUCCAACCCCCAACAGGAAAAGAAAAUCUCUGUCUCCUUCCAGCUCGGAGUUGUCGCCUUCGCAGCAGCUCAUAUAGCUUAUAUCCUGGCCUUCUUCCAAGAUAAUGAGGUUAUCUCGUGGGGAACCUUCGCAACAACAUUCCUCGCAACUAUGGCGGUCGCUAAAUGGCUUGGCGUAAUCUAUCCUCCGCCGGACUCCUCGGCUGGGAGCAAUGUGCUGGAUCUCUCCCUUCCUGCAGACAUGAAACCGUUGGUCCUGGUAUAUGCUACCAUCAUCAGCGUGAUGUUUGCCACCGCAGCUUCGACGACCCCAGUAGAUGUUUCGUCCUGCUGGCAGUAUCAGCGAGUGUUUGGCGCGGCGAUGUUCGUUGCUAGCGAUGUUUAUGUUGCAAAGGAUGCAUUUAAGAAAUCUCUUGGAAGCCGUGGUUGGAUUCAGAGUACUUUUGGGUAUGGACUGUAUUUCUGGGGGCAGAUGGUCAUCGCGGGGUUGGUGCAGAGCUGA
Aspergillus bombycis is the source of this 774-nucleotide messenger RNA. RefSeq names its product lysoplasmalogenase. The record is from RefSeq and is a predicted model, not a curated record. The coding region runs from base 1 to 774 and encodes 257 amino acids. Gene Ontology annotation, cellular component: membrane. NCBI's taxonomy places the organism in Eukaryota, Fungi, Ascomycota, Eurotiomycetes, Eurotiales, Aspergillaceae. The transcript has a single exon.